Mercenaria mercenaria is the source of this 733-nucleotide messenger RNA. RefSeq lists its product as uncharacterized. Lineage: Eukaryota; Metazoa; Mollusca; Bivalvia; Venerida; Veneridae. The coding region runs from base 150 to 488 and encodes 112 amino acids. The record is from RefSeq and is a predicted model, not a curated record. The transcript has 3 exons.
GAUUUUCCGUCUUACGAUAAACACGUGAUAAGACAAUUAGUUUCCUGCAUUUAUACUUACGAAAGUACUUAAACCUAUUGUAGUUUUUCACAAACAGAAGAUCAGAUUUUAUAGCGAACUUUAAUAAUAUAAUAAAACAACGGAUUAAAAUGUCUCAGGUUGGAGAAUGGAGACAUGGCUUGUUCAGCUGUUUUGAUGAUUUUGGCAUUUGCAUCAUUUCAUAUUUUCUUCCGUGUGUAACUUACGGUCAAAAUGCAGAGAAAAUGGGAGAAGGGAGCUGUCUCCUUUGUGGUUUGGUUUAUUUUGUUCCAAUUCUCAAUCUUAUUGAGUGGGUAAACAUUCGAGGAAAGAUCCGAGAGAUGAAUGGGAUAGAUGGGACACCGCUGAAUGACUGUCUGACAAUAUUUUUUUGCCCUCUUUGUGCGCUUGCGCAGGAAGGAAUGGAAGUGAAGGGUAUUCCAGGCCUCAUGUCAAUGAGUAGAGAAUAGGAAAAAAUAUACGAACUAGUUUGUGUUUGAGGGCAUGAUUUUUUGAUAAGAUAUUUACUGCUUGGCUAUUUAUAGAAUGUACUUUAAUACAAUUGAUUGUAAAAAUGUACUUUCAGUUAUCUUUCUCAUCUUUUUCUUAGUAUUAAGUACUUUAAAAAUAACCUUUUUAAGUACUAUAAAAAAUUAUGUACGUAUUGUUAAGAAGUAUACAUGUACUGUAUUUAUAAAUAUAUUUUUAAAGAAGA